Anolis carolinensis (green anole) is the source of this 1797-nucleotide messenger RNA. RefSeq names its product transmembrane protein 230 (gene tmem230). Bases 179 to 562 code for a protein of 127 amino acids. The transcript has 3 exons. NCBI's taxonomy places the organism in Eukaryota, Metazoa, Chordata, Lepidosauria, Squamata, Anolidae. The record is from RefSeq and is a predicted model, not a curated record. Gene Ontology annotation, cellular component: endomembrane system; synaptic vesicle. Gene Ontology annotation, biological process: synaptic vesicle transport.
ACUCGCGAAAUAGCCGCCCUCUCCAAAGGAGUUGGGUGACCCGGAAGCGCCCUGGGAAAAAAAAGAAUAUCAACUUCCUGGGUCGGCCCAUUUCUGCACCUGGGUCAGGAAGGAGGAAGGGAGGAGCAGGGGAACGCCCUGCAGGCUGCAGGCGAGCGCUCCGUCGUCGGCCGAGAAGAUGCCCUCCCGCUCCAGCCUGGCCGCCUCCGCCCCGGGCAGCAAAGUCAAGUACUCCAAGCUCAGCUGCAAUGACGACGGAUACAUCGACCUGCAGUUCAAGAAGAGCCCCCCCAAGAUCCCCUACAAGGCCAUUGCGCUGGCCACCCUCCUCUUCCUCAUCGGGACCCUGCUCAUCGUCAUCGGGGGGCUCCUCCUCGCGGGGUACAUCAGCCACGCGGUAGGUUGUCUUGAUGUGAUGUUAUGUUGUAAUGACCGUGCAGUCGAGGCUCACUUAACGGGCAUGAUGGAUGUGGAUAAAUUAACGUCUUUACUGAAAAAAGUCACAGGAAGUAAUGCUAGAAGCACAGACUGGAGUCUCUUUAAAGAAUUCAUGAAAAUCUAAUGGAAUUGAAUUAUAAAUACAGCCAAAUAUAUAUAUAUACACACACACACACACAUAUAUAUAUAUAUAUACACACACACACAUAUAUAUAUAUUUGUAUGAAAGGAAGACCUAAUAGAAAAGAAUACAGAAUAGGGGUGAAAAAUGGUAGAAAACGGAAAGAAAAAAAAAGAUAGACAGUGUUUGGAACUACUGCAAAGAAUGAAGAAUGGAAGUACAAAUUUCCCCCCAUAUAUAUAUAUAUAUAUAUAUAUAUAUAUAUAUAUAUAUAGAGAGAGAGAGAGAGAGAGAGAGAGAGAGAGAGAGUAGAGUCUCACUUAACAGGCAUGAUGGAUGUGGAUAAAUUAACGUCUUUACUGAAAAAAGUCACAGUAAGUAAUGCUAGAAGCACAGACUGGAGUCUCUUUAAAGAAUUCAUGAAAAUCUAAUGGAAUUGAAUUAUAAAUAUAACUUGAAUUAUAUAUAUAUAUAUAUAUAUAUAUAUAUAUAUAUAUAUAUAUACACACACACAUACAUACAUACAUACAUACACACACACACACACACACACAUAUAUUUGUAUGAAAGGAAAACCUAAUAGAAAAGAAUACAGAAUAGGGGUGAAAAAUGGUAGAAAACGGAAAGAAAAAAAAAGAUAGACAGUGUUCGGAACUACUGCAAAGAAUGAAGAAUGGACAUACAGACAUAAUUUAAUAAUAAUUUUAUUCUUAUUCCCCGCCCCAUCUCCCCAAAGGGACUCGGGGCGGCUUACAUGGGGCCAAGCCCAAACAGAGCCAUAAAAACAAGACAAAAAACCAAUGAAAUCAAUAAUCAAACCAUAAAAGCAAGUCAUAAAAACCACAUACAAGAUAAUAUAUGAAAGGAAGACCUAAUAGAAAAGAAUACAGAAUAGGGGUGAAAAAUGGUAGAAAACGGAAAAAAAAAAAAGAUGGACAGUGUUCGGAAUUACUGCAAAGAAUGAAGAAUGGAAGUACAAAUUUCCCCCCAUAUAUAUAUAUAUAUAUACAGUCGAGUCUCACUUAACGGACAUGAUGGAUAUGGAUAAAUUAACGUUUUUACUGGAGUCUCUUUAAAGAAUACCUGAAAAUCUAAUGGAAUUGAAAUUAUAUCUAUCUAUCUAUCUAUCUGUCUAUCUAUCUAUAUAUAUAUGGAUGAAAGGAAGACCUAUAAUUAUAUAUAAUACAGGAUUCCUCUCCCUUCCUGCUGUCUCAGCCUCGUUGUUCUUAACUAGGAGU